Messenger RNA from Penicillium diatomitis, 1425 nucleotides. Its product is annotated as TLC domain-containing protein. The coding region runs from base 1 to 1425 and encodes 474 amino acids. The transcript has 3 exons. Gene Ontology annotation, biological process: ceramide biosynthetic process. Gene Ontology annotation, molecular function: sphingosine N-acyltransferase activity. NCBI's taxonomy places the organism in Eukaryota, Fungi, Ascomycota, Eurotiomycetes, Eurotiales, Aspergillaceae. The record is from RefSeq and is a predicted model, not a curated record. Gene Ontology annotation, cellular component: membrane.
AUGGUGCGCCCACGAGGUCGGUCACAAUUGGGGGUGGACAUUCGCGGUGACACCAGUGCGCCUGCAAUGUCCACCAUGAACGAGAUCAGCCCAAUUGAACCCACUUUUCCAAAUAUGAGCAAGGUUGGUCUCAGCGAUGAAUGCCCCUCCUCCUCCUCCUCCUCCCCAGCCUGUUUCUCUCUCGACUUUCAUUUAGAGGGCGCUCGAGACAGGGGCGGACAAUUGGAGUCUCGCACGGCGGACAAAGCCUCCAGCAAGACGCCAUCGAAGAAACGUCGCAAUCGCUCCCUCCUUCAUCGAUUUGCCGACACCUGUCUCCGGUAUACAUGGCUACUCCCCCUGAUCCUGACGCUUUUCCUGCUGUCGCUGUACGCGGUGAACCCGACGCCAUCCAAUCCCAUGCAUAGCGCCAUCUUCCUGUCCUAUCCGCAACCCCCCAAGACCCCCGGCGGGCCGAUCAUGUACGGCAAGGGCAAGAAGGAUAUUGCCUUUGUGGCCUUUUACACCAUUGUGUUGUCAUUCACGCGCGAAUUCAUCAUGCAGCAAAUGAUCCGUCCGUUGGCAGUCUGGUGCGGGAUUCGAGGCAAGGGUAAGACCGCUCGCUUCAUGGAGCAGGUCUACACGGCAAUCUACUUUGGAAUCUUUGGCCCUCUUGGACUGUACGUGAUGAGUCGGUCAAACAUCUGGUACUUCAACACAACUGCCAUGUUCGAAGGGUUCCCGCACCGGGAACACGAGGGCGUGUUCAAGGCGUACUAUCUGCUCGAGGCGAGUUAUUGGGCCCAGCAGGCCAUUGUGCUCUUGUUGCAAUUGGAGAAGCCUCGUAAGGAUUUCAAGGAAUUGGUCGGCCACCACAUCAUUACCUUGGCGUUGAUCGCGCUAAGUUAUCGCUUCCACUUUACUUACAUGGGCUUGGCUGUGUACAUUACCCAUGAUAUCUCGGACUUUUUCCUUGCGACAUCGAAGACUCUCAACUACCUAGACUCGAUCAUUGUCGCACCUUACUUUGGCAUGUUUGUGGGUGUGUGGAUCUACUUGCGUCAUGUCCUGAACCUGAAGAUUCUGUGGGCUGUUCUGACCGAAUUCCGCACCGUCGGUCCGUUUGAGCUCAAUUGGGAGACUCAACAGUACAAGUGCUGGAUCAGUCAAUACAUCACCUUCGCUCUGCUGGCCAGUUUGCAAGCUGUGAAUUUGUUCUGGCUGUUUUUGAUCCUGCGCAUCCUGGCCAAUUACAUCUUCAACAGCGUCGCCAAAGAUGAGCGAUCGGAUGAUGAGGAGUCAGAAGAGGAGAUGGUGAACGAAGCCGAGUCCAAGGCAACAUUGGCCUCGGGCAUCGAGAAGGAGAACAUCGCCCCGCAGGUGCAAGUCAAUGGCGAGCCCGUGAUUGAAUCGACUGGUCCUCGUACAAGGAGUCGCAAGGCGUAA